Leptinotarsa decemlineata (Colorado potato beetle) is the source of this 593-nucleotide messenger RNA. Its product is annotated as endocuticle structural glycoprotein SgAbd-3. Gene Ontology annotation, cellular component: chitin-based extracellular matrix. The record is from RefSeq and is a predicted model, not a curated record. Gene Ontology annotation, molecular function: structural constituent of chitin-based larval cuticle. Lineage: Eukaryota; Metazoa; Arthropoda; Insecta; Coleoptera; Chrysomelidae.
UUUGAAUAUACAUUGCCAGAGAUGAAGGAUCAAAUAAUUAUCCUAUCUGUUCUAGUAAUUUCAGUUCGUAUUCACCACUGUAGAAGUGUUGAAACUUUAGUGGAUAUAAAGAAGCAAACUGAAGACGGUUACUACUUCAAGUAUACUACGAAUGAUGGACAAGAGAGACAAGAAACUGGAAAGUUUGAGAAACUUGGAGAUAACCUGAUUUCCCGAUUAACUGUAUCCUAUUCAUAUAUGUUCACUGACGGAAGACUAUUCAAAGUAUGGUAUGAGGCGGAUGAAAGAGGUUAUAAACCACGAAUUCAGUUGAUACCAGUGUCAAAAACUAUACAGCAUGGAGCACAAGUGAAGAAAGCAGAAAUGGUCAACAAUUCUCCUUCAAAUAUACUCGAAACGACUACAACCGAAGGGGUUGCAGAAGUUGAAGAGUUUACAUUUUUUCCACCUCCAGCACCCAUUUCCUCUUCGGCAAUAGCUUCCUUGGCCGGAGGCGGACUUGGCUGAAUAUUUGUUUCAUAAUUUGAUAUUUACAGUGUGUUCACAUCCGAAGAGCUUUAGAAUUUUGAAUAAAAAAAUCGUUAAAACAAGUU